Molecule: messenger RNA, 2309 nt
Organism: Oncorhynchus keta (chum salmon)
Lineage: Eukaryota; Metazoa; Chordata; Actinopteri; Salmoniformes; Salmonidae
Gene: ppm1ka
Product: protein phosphatase, Mg2+/Mn2+ dependent 1Ka
Exons: 8
Coding region: 155-1279 (374 amino acids)
Biological process (GO): protein dephosphorylation
Molecular function (GO): protein serine/threonine phosphatase activity; cation binding
Source: RefSeq, a predicted model, not a curated record
GUUUAAAAUGCAUUGAGCAAAGCCCCUCAAAGACCGGUUCAGAGCUGGGAACAAUUUUCACCUGCACAUCGGGGAGGCCCAUUAAGCUACGUAAGAACUGCAAACGGAGAGACCCUCCAUCGAACUCCAGAUCUCAAACAGUCCAACUGCGAUCAUGUCUUCGACUAUGUUUAUCAACCUGGUACGCUGCGGUCGGUCUCCGUUCGGACGCCACACUGCCUUUCUGACCGCACGGCCCCCCUUGUCCCCCCCAGCCUCCCCCUUGUCCCCCCCAGCCUCCCCCAGUGCGGUCCAGGUCCGGUGGAAGUGUACUGCUCGGUUUGUCUCUGACGCUAGCGGUCGACCGACCACCUGGGACUCCUUUGGGACCUGGGACAAUAGGAUAGAGGAGCCCAUUCUGCUGUCUCCUAGGAAUCCCAUCCCACAGGUGAGUUUGUCCCAUGUGGGCACUGCGUCUCUGCUGGGUCUUCGGAGGGAGAAUGAAGACAGGUUACAGGUGGUUCGACUCAGUGACAGCAUCCUGUACUUGGCUGUGUUCGAUGGACACGGAGGACCACACGCCUCAGAAUACUGUCACACCUACAUGGAGAAAUACAUUAGAGAGGCCCUACAGCAGGAGGAUGACCUGGAGAAGGCUCUGACCCAAGCCUUUCUGGAGGUGGACAAAGCCCUAUACAGACACCUGUCUUACUUUGGCAAUGCUUCCUUCCUGACUGCGGGGACCACGGCGACUGUUGCCAUUUUACGAGACGGUGUGGAGUUGGUGGUUGCUAGCGUGGGGGACAGCAGAGCAUUGCUAUGCAGGAAGGGGCGGGCCAAGAAACUCACAAUUGACCACACCCCUGACCGGAAGGACGAGAGACAGAGGAUAAAGCUGAGUGGAGGGUUUGUAAGGUGGAAUAGUCUUGGUCAGGCUAACGUUAAUGGGAGGUUAGCGAUGACACGCAGCAUCGGAGACUUUCACCUCAAGAACACUGGAGUCAUUGCCCUGCCAGAGACACAACGGAUCAACCUGCAACACCACCAAGACACCUUCCUGGCUCUGACGACAGACGGGAUCAACUUCAUCAUGAACGACCAGGAGAUCUGUGAUGUCAUCAACCAGUGCCAUGACCCCACAGAGGCAGCAAACGCAAUUGCACAACAGGCUCUGCAGUAUGGUUCAGAGGAUAACAGUACGAUCGUAGUGCUUCCGUUUGGAGCCUGGGGUAAACAGGAGAUCAGUCUGUCUGGCUACUCCAUGAGCAGAAACCUGGCUUCAAGUGGCCGUUGGUCCUGAGAGAGAGAUACUGGACACACCCACUCAUAGACACACCCACUCAUGGACACACCCACUCAUGGACACACACACUCAUGGACACACCCACUCAUGGACACACACACUCAUGGACACACCCACUCAUGGACACACCCACUCAUAGACACACACACUCAUGGACACACCCACUCAUGGACACACACUCAUGGACACACCCACUCAUGGACACACCCACUCAUAGACACACACACUCAUGGACACACCCACUCAUGGACACACACACUCAUAGACACACACACUCAUAGACACACCCACUCAUAGACACACACACUCAUAGACACACCCACUCAUAGACACACCCACUCAUAGACACACCCACUCAUAGACACACCCACUCAUAGACACACACACUCAUGGACACACCCACUCAUAGACACACACACUCAUAGACACACACACUCAUAGACACACCCACUCAUAGACACAACCACUCAUGGACACACACACUCAUAGACACACACACUCAUGGACACACCCACUCAUGGACACACACACUCAUAGACACACCCACUCAUAGACACACACACUCAUGGACACACCCACUCAUAGACACACACACUCAUAGACACACACACUCAUGGACACACCCACUCAUGGACACACACACCCAUGGACACAACCACUCAUGGACACACACACCCAUGGACACACCCACCCAUGGACCCACCCACCCAUGGACACACACACCCAUGGACACACCCACUCAUGGACACACCCACCCAUGGACACACACACUCAUGGACACACACACUUAGGAUACACGGACAACACACACACACACACACACACACACACACACACACACACACACACACACACACACACACACACACACACACACACACACACACACAUAUACGCACACAGAGAACGUUAUUAGGUUAAUAUUAAGUAUUUAGAUCUAGUGUUAUAGCCAAUAAGCGGCCAUUUGAUCAUGUAUGCUUGUUUAAUGUACGUAUUGUAUAUAAUGAAAUGUUACGUUUUGGUUUCA